This is a messenger RNA of Fusarium tjaetaba, 414 nucleotides long. RefSeq lists its product as uncharacterized. Bases 1 to 414 code for a protein of 137 amino acids. The record is from RefSeq and is a predicted model, not a curated record. The transcript has 2 exons. Lineage: Eukaryota; Fungi; Ascomycota; Sordariomycetes; Hypocreales; Nectriaceae.
AUGUCCAGUUUCAGCAUCAUCGCCGCCACACCCCAGCAGCAACGCCUGCAGCGACUAGAGGAACCUCUGCUUGCAAAAUCUACGCAUGUCCAACCACAUUCAGCUCCAUGUCGCCGAGCCAUCCAGCCGCCUGGAGCAGAGUACAUGUCCCUUCCAAGACUCUGUCACCGUCACCCCGCGGAUCUCUUACAAUACCCCAUCGACCACAAGCUGGCCAUCCUGAAAUAUAUCAGAUCUUUCGACAGCAGCAAGACCGAUACUACAGUCCCUCAGAUUGUAUUCUCAAAGAGCGUGGAGACAUACGAGGAAGAGGCUGGGUGGAACGCGGGAGAGAACGAUACCGUGGAGGAGACCGAUGACAAUAUCGUCGUCGAACCCGAAUAUUAUAUCACGAAAGGCGACGGGGAUAACUAA